Molecule: messenger RNA, 1343 nt
Organism: Daktulosphaira vitifoliae (grape phylloxera)
Lineage: Eukaryota; Metazoa; Arthropoda; Insecta; Hemiptera; Phylloxeridae
Exons: 3
Coding region: 196-972 (258 amino acids)
Source: RefSeq, a predicted model, not a curated record
UUAAUAGAACAUAUUAUCGUUAUCGCGCUGCCGUCUCAAUGCUCAUCUAUAAAUCUAUAAAUAUAAUAUAUAAACGUUUAAAGUUUCAAAUUUUUGAAACGAUAUGAAAGUAUUAUCUCAACAAAGUGAAUUCAAGAAAGAUAUAAGUAAAGUUUAUGACCGAAUUCUUACUGAACUAAAAAACUGAUUUGAAAAAUGUCUGAAAUUGCUGAAGAUUUUCAAUUUUUGUAUGGUAGUAGCAUGAUGGAUAACUUAUUGGACUAUGUACAAAAAUGUGCAAUUGAUCUAUCCCUCAAUAUUGAAAAUACGGUCAAUGUUGAAAACGAAAUGAUGGGCAACUCUACUAAAUGUAAUUAUUAUUCAGCCAUUAAAGCUAACUAUAAAUAUAUAUUAGAGUUAGUUAUCAAUAUGGUCAAAUGUAAGUACAUAGAAAAAUUAAAAGUGAUCUUAAUCUUAUUUCGGUUCCUAUUCUCUGAUUUUAUUAAAAUGUUUAUGAUGCCAAAUCAAGGACCGUUGACAAUUGAUAUAAAAAAAAAGCUCAAUGUAAUACAUUUUAUAGAAAGAUCAAUUAGUCAUUUUAAUUUCCUAAUACUUACAAUGAAAAAUGUCCUGAAAAAACUUCACGAUAUGGACAUAGAUAAUUACAUCAAGUUAACAUUAGUUAAACAACUUUCAAAUAUUCAGGAUACAUUUCACCCAAAUUAUGAUAAUCUGGACGAGUUCAUUGAACUGUUAAAAAAAUUAUUUCAUAAUAUCUGUUCAAGUGCAACAACCUUUUGUUCAAUUAAUAAUAAAUAUUUACCCAAUAAAACUGGUUUAUAUUUUGAAUUUUAUAUGCAAGAUGAAAAAAAUCAAACAGAUAAUUCAUGUCUAAGUUAUUUUUAUUUUAUUUGUGAGAAAAUUAACAAUACAAUAAAUGAAACUAUAAAUAUGUAUACCUUUAAUUUGGUUAAUAUUAACCAAGUUAUUUAAGUAUUCUAAUAAAAUGAAAUAUUUAAAGAUAAUAUUAAUUAAUCCAAUGGUGUAUUUAGACAUUUUGAAAUGGGGUUAGAGGUUCAGACAACAUUAAGAAUUUAGAGUAGUGGGAGAUUCACCCUUCCACUAACCACCGCUACUAUGUUUUAAUGUCCAUGGAUGGAAGUUGUAAGUUGAAGGAAUAUUUAUUAUGAUUAAAUAUUUCAUAAAUAAAAUAUUUAAAUGUCAUUUAACUUAAAAAAUAUUAAAAAUGUUAAACAAAAUUACACUUAAUUUCUAUUACACAAAUAUAUAAUAAAAUGAAUAUUAUCAAAAUUCUUUCGAUUGAUUUUUAUUUUAUACUUAUAUCUGAUUUUUGAUGGUCAUAA